AGUCACCAGAGGGACGUAGUUCAACAUGGUUGGAUACUGGCAGUGUUUAAACCGAUCGUUCUUUUUCAGGUUUUUUGAUUAUCCUCGAAAGAAAUGCAGGAGCAGGUUAACUUUUUAUCUUAAAAGGACAUUGAUAAUAAGAACAAACUUACCAACAGAGUAUGAUUCAUAUGCCAAAGCAUUAGGGAGUUUGCUGUUUGGUAGUGGUGCUGUACGGAAGUUUUUGCAAUGUGUUGAGAAGCCGAGCGUUGAUAUUGAUAAGAGUAACAGUAUUGUUACCAGAAGUAGAACUGGUAAUGGUACUAGUGUUAGAACUUGUAGUACUUCACAACCUAGUCAACCACCAGUACACAGAAGUUCUCAGAAUUUUGAUGAAAUGAUUAAAAGGAGGCAUCUCCAGGCAAAAAAAAGUAUUCUGGUUGAAGUGAACUCAAGAUAUGUAUUUCAUGACCUCUGUGAAUAUUGCCAGCAGUUUGGCUAUGUGAAAAAUGCCAUACAUUACAGAAUCAACAAUGAAAAAGAAGUUUUUAUUUUUGAGUUUGAGAAUAAUGAAGCAGUAAAGAACCUUUUAACUCAAUGUUCAUACCCUGAAGAUGAUGAAAUAGUACCUGUUCACUCUCGUCUUUUGUUGUUUGGGUCUGAAGCCUUGAACCAUGACUCUAGCUGUCAAACUCUGUUUGAAUCAGUAAAUCCUCCAACUCAAGCACAAAUUCUUAAAGAAUUACUAGAAGCAAGAAAUGUAUCCGAACAAAUGAUUAAAUUACAUCAAUCUGAACAGCUUUCAGACUUGGGCUCAAGACUGAGGUUUCUGAUUUGUUCCCAGUUGGAAGAAGCCCUUACAGGAAUGUUUCCCAAUUGUCAAGUGUUUCCAUUUGGUUCUUCUGUGAAUGGUUUUGGAAAGAACUUUUGUGAUUUAGACAUGAUACUAAGCUUAAAUACAGUUCAGAAUAAUCCAACAAGUCGCUUGAAGUUUCAAACAAAAAAAGCCUUUGCAAAUGACCGCAUGCAAACACAAAGAACACUUGAAACUGUUGGAGACAUUCUUCAGAAUUUUGUCCCUGGGAUUGCUCAAGUUCAACGAAUACUACAAGCUCGAGUACCUAUUUUAAAGUUCCAUCAUAUCCCCACAGGAAUUUACUGUGAUUUAUCCAUUUCAAAUAAGUGCUUCCUUAAUCUUAGCAUCUUCUUUAUGGAUUUCACCUUGUGGCGGGAGUUACCUGGUCAGUCAAAACUGCUUUAUUUAUGUGGCGAACUAGACCCACGUAUACGGCCACUGGUAUAUACUGUUAGGAAAUGGGCCCGAGAGAACCACCUUACUCAUGAUGUUCCAGGCAGGUGGAUUUCUAACUUCUCACUCUCACUUAUGGUGCUGUUUUUUCUUCAGGCUAGAAGUCAGCCUUUGUUACUUCCUUUAAUGGAUCUUGUACAUAUGGCAGGUAAAAGUGACAAAACAUUGCCUGAUGACAUGGAGAAUACUUUGCAAAAAGGUUUAUGGUGUCCACCUUCUGAAAAUACUGAAGAUUUAGAAAUUCUCUUGAAAGAAUUUUUCUUGUUUUAUGAAAAGUUCAACUUUAAAGAAAGAGGACUUUCUUUGGUCACUGGACAUUCUAUGGUUAAACCUGAUUACAGCCCACUGUAUAUUGAGAACCCGUUAGAGCAAGAGUUAAAUGUAAGCAAGAAUGUUAGUAGUGAAGAAGUGGAAAGGUUCUCAACAUGUAUUCGCACUGCAUUAUGGAAAUUAGAGUUAAAUAAUGUUAAAAACAAUCAUGAUUUAUGGGGUAUUUUAAAACUUUUUGAUCCCAAAGCAGCAGAAAAUCAAAAUGAUCCUCAGACUGUUAAAGGCUUUCAAGUAAGUGCAUUAUUCAAUGGAGUGAAUGAUUCCAAUACACUUGUUUACAAAGAUGGAUUGAAUUCAUUUGUAUAUAGAAAUUCUACACCAAGGACAGUGACUCAAGGCUUUAUGUUGAAGCUGUUUGCUAACAAAACAAAAAGAAAACGAACAAAAGAAAUUAUGAACAAACCUCAAUUGAAAAACAACAAAAAACAAAAGAAUUAAAGAAAAUCAAGUGUUGUGUAUUCCAAACUUUAACUAAAAUUUUUUAGUAUGAAGU
Molecule: messenger RNA, 2111 nt
Organism: Limulus polyphemus (Atlantic horseshoe crab)
Lineage: Eukaryota; Metazoa; Arthropoda; Merostomata; Xiphosura; Limulidae
Product: poly(A) RNA polymerase, mitochondrial-like
Exons: 9
Coding region: 26-2056 (676 amino acids)
Biological process (GO): mitochondrial mRNA polyadenylation
Molecular function (GO): poly(A) RNA polymerase activity
Source: RefSeq, a predicted model, not a curated record